Aspergillus tanneri is the source of this 6942-nucleotide messenger RNA. RefSeq names its product type I polyketide synthase. The record is from RefSeq and is a predicted model, not a curated record. The transcript is spliced from 10 exons. Gene Ontology annotation, molecular function: phosphopantetheine binding; oxidoreductase activity; fatty acid synthase activity. Gene Ontology annotation, biological process: secondary metabolite biosynthetic process; fatty acid biosynthetic process. Bases 1 to 6942 code for a protein of 2313 amino acids. NCBI's taxonomy places the organism in Eukaryota, Fungi, Ascomycota, Eurotiomycetes, Eurotiales, Aspergillaceae.
AUGGGUCUGUCUUCUAAAAGUGGAAACGUCACACCUGACGGCUAUGGCGACAAGAGAGUUAACGGAUUAACUUCUGAUUUAUACGGAGGAAACGAAACAUCCAUGCCUAUUACAAUCAUCGGGCUCUUAUGUAAAUUUCCUGGAGACGCCACAUCCCCAGAUAAAUUUUGGAGAUUGCUUGAAGAUGGCCGCAACACAUUUUCCUCUGAUACAGGCUUUCGAUUUGAUAUAAAAGCUCACUAUCACCCUCACCGAGCUCAAAGUGGCACCUUUAACCCCGUAGGGGCACACUUCAUCCAGCAAGACCUCUCGCUUUUUGACGCACCAUUUUUUAAUAUAUCGGCACCAGAAGCUAGAGCUAUGGAUCCUCAGCAACGCCAAACCCUAGAAAGUACCUACGAGGCGAUUGAGAAUGCUGGGAUCACGAUGCAAGCCCUUGCUGGAAGCAAUACAGCAGUAUUUGUUAAUACUUAUAACCGUGAUUGGUUUGCUAUUGCUUUGCGUGAUCCAGAAGCAAUACCUAAGUACCAGGCGCUUGGUACAGGUGACGCCUUAAUGUCCAAUCGGGUAUCGUAUUUCUUUGAUCUGAAGGGACCUUCUAUGACGCUGGAUACCGGUUCUUCCAGAAGUAUGGUAGCAGUGCAUCAGGCCUGCCAGAGUUUACGCACAGGAGAAAGCUCUCAGGCAAUCGUUUCUACAGUAAAUCUUAUUCUGGACCCUGAGCUUCUCAUUGGAAUGAGUAAUCUGGGUUUCCUAUCUGAUAAUGGUCAGUGCCUGACCUUCGAUGGCCGAGGAAAUGGUUACGGACGCGGAGAGGGUGUCGCAUCGCUUAUUCUAAAGCCACUUCAUAUGGCCCUCCGUGACGGGAAUCCGAUACAGGCAAUCGUCCGCAAUACCUUCGCAAACCAGGACGGAAGAACACCAGGUAUCACUAUGCCAUCAAUGGAUGCCCAAAUUGCUAUGAUUAAUAGUGCCUAUGGGAGUGUUGGGCUAGAUAUGAAAGACACCGCAUAUUGUGAGUGUCACGGCACUGGUACCCCGGCUGGAGAUCCAGUGGAGGCCAAAGCAGUCGCAUCAACUAUUGCAAAAUCCCAUACAGCUAAUAAACCAUUGUUUGUCGGUAGCGUAAAGACGAAUAUUGGACACCUGGAAAGCUGUGCAAGCUUGGCGGGCUUAAUCAAGACUGUGUUGAUGCUGGAAAAAGGCGUCAUUGUUCCUAAUUAUGACUUUCAGAUACCUCACCCAGAAAUCCAUUUUGAUGAGUGGCAUAUGAAGGUUGUCAGCGAGCGUAUCCCAUGGCCCAACGCGUCUUAUAGAAGGGCCUCUGUGAACGCCUUUGGGUACGGCGGGACCAACUGCCAUGCAAUUCUAGACGCUGCGGAGAGCUACUUUGCUACAGCGUCGCUGAGUUCCGGCUUCCUGUGCCUGCCCUCGGCUGGCACUCAAAAUGACGUGACUGACAAAGAGGAGAUUGACGUAAAAGCUGGCAGAAAUGACUUGAGCAUACCACGUAUUUUUGUGCUCAGUGCUCGUACAGACAAAGCUCUCCAGAGUAUGAUACGAGAUUUGUCUUUGUAUCUGCGAGAAUUUUCCGAACCAGAAGGCAGCAUGCUAGAUAAUCUAGUAUAUACGCUCUGCCUACGUCGUUCACAUCUCCAGCAGCGCUUUGCUAUGGUAACGCCUUCCCUGGAGGAGCUAGUACAAACACUGGAAACCUCUACUUCUUCGGCGGAAGACUUCAAUAAAAGUCGAUCGGGAGACAUUGGCUUUUAUUUUACCGGCCAAGGAGCACAAUGGCCGAAGAUGGGCCGGGAGCUCCUUCGCGCAUUUCCUAUUUUUCGGAAAUCUCUACUACAGACUGGGAGGCACCUUUGCAGCUUUGGGGCUUCCUGGUUUCUCAUUGAUGAACUUCUUAAGGAUGAAGAACAAAGCUGUCUUCAGGAAGCAGAGAUAUCUCAGCCGAUUUGCACUGCUGUACAAAUUGCACUUGUCGACCUUUUCGAUUCAUGGGGAAUCAAGCCAGUAGGAGUCGUAGGGCACUCAUCCAGUGAGAUUGCCGCCGCUUAUGCUGCAGGAAUUCUAAGUGCCGAAGCUGCAGCAAGAGUGUCAUUCUUGCGCGGCAUAUGGGCGGCAAGGGCUAAGUCUAGAAACAAGUCUGCAGGGGCUAUGCUAGCUGCAGGCAUCUCUGAAACCGAAGCGGCAAAAUAUAUUGCUGUAGUGCCAGUUGACCUUGGAUUAUCGCUCUCUGAAGAUGUGUUGUACUUACCAAGUCUUAUUCGCAAUAAGGAUAGCACGCAGGCCGCUCUAAAACUUGCUAGAAGACUCUUUGUUCAACACUUUCCGGUCAAGCUCGACGAGAUAUUUAAAGGCCGUAAUUAUUCGAACCCAGUUACUCUAUCUAAUCUCCCAGCUUAUCCAUGGGACCAUUCAGUCACUUACUGGACCGAAUCGCGGCUAAGCUCUGAUUAUCGAUUGCGAAACCGGCCACGACAUCAGCUACUUGGCGUUCCUACAACAGAUUGGAACCCCCUUGAGCCAAGCUGGCGCCACAUACUUAGAACCAAUAAGCUCCCUUGGCUCCGUGGACACAUGGUGGAAGGGCAAAUUAUAUAUCCAGCUGCAGGGUAUAUAUCCGCCGUUCUUCAAGCUUGCCACGAAACUCUCAUAUCCGGCGGCAAAGACAACAUCCAGAAACCUUUACAAGUCACGUUCAGAGACGUUCAUAUCUCCAAUGCUUUAGUUAUUCCGGAUGAUUUGGAAGGUGUCGAAAUAGUCAUUAGAUUACGCCCGUACUAUGCAUCCACACAGGAUGCUUCUUCUGUUUGGCAAGAGUUUUUUAUUUGCUCGUACUCCAAGAGCAGUAUGUGGAACGAGAACUGCCGAGGCCUCGUCUUAGUGCGACAUGACGACUAUAAUAGUCUCGAGGACAUUGAUUUCUGUACCCUAGAUGCCUUCCAGGGCCAGGUUAUUCCAGACCCCUACAAGAUCCUUCUCGAUCUGGGAUACAAAUUCUCCGAGCCAUUCGUGAACAUUAAAAGAGUGACGGCGAAACCGCACAAGGCUUUAUCUGUCCUGUGCGUUCCAAACACUUCCCAGUUCAUGAAUCAUGGUUAUGAACUACCACAGGCACUACAUCCUGCAACAUUAGAUUGCGUAUUCCAAACACCCCUUACUGCUUUAAUAGCCGCCGACUGCUUAGGGUGCCCAAUGGUUCCCGUCCAUUGCGAUAAAAUUACGCUUGCUGGGGAUUUAGAGCAUCAUCCAGGAGAAAAGCUUCUAGUGUUUGCCGAGACUACUCCAGAAGGGCAGAGGAAAUGCAAAGUUCGAGCUAUUAUUAAGAAUACAGUUGGUACUCCUCGCAUGUACAUUGAGGGCCUCACCUACAGAGCUCUGGGUGGCGUUGGAGAUGAAGGCAAACGAAACCCCAGGAGAACAAUGUGUCACCGCAUUCAUUGGGCUGCUGAUGUCGAUAAAAUGGAAGGAAAGGAGCUUAUAGCGCUUACCACCUCUGAUCUCUCCUUGGAAUUGCCUUUAGAUCAGCUGGCACAGAUUCGCGCCGCAUGCUACGUAUUGAUGGAACAAGCACUAAGAGCUCUGUGCGAAGAUAAGGUCUCAGCACGAGCUUCUGAGCAUCAUAAAAAAUUAUAUAAAUGGAUAAAGAGUAAACUUUCUCACAGAGAAAAGGAAAAUCCCUAUAUCAACGAUCGCAGUCUACAGACUCAUGUCGAAGCGUUAGGUGCCGUGGGAAAAAUAAUCUACCGUAUUGGCGGUCAGUUGACCAAGAUAAUUCUUGGAGAGAUCAAGCCGCUUGAGCUCAUAACAGCGGACGGCCUCCUUGAUAAAUUCUACCAAGAGAAUUCAAUUAAGCGGUGCUAUGCAGCGUUGGCUCGAUAUGUCAACUGUCUCCGCGAGAAAGAGCCUAACUUAAAAAUCCUCGAGGUCGGUGCAGGCACAGGAGGUGCUACUAAGCAUCUUCUUGAGGCAUUAGGAACAAAGUUUCACAGGUACGAAUUUACCGAUAUUUCUACGGGCUUUUUCAGCAACGCACGAGAGAAAUUCAAGAGAUGGGGCUCGUCAGUCCAUUACAAGAAACUCGACAUCGAAAAGGAUCCCACGGAGCAGGGUUUUGACGAAGGCACAUAUGAUCUUGUGGUGGCGUCAAAUGUACUCCAUGCGACGAGGUCAAUGCAAGGCACCAUGCGUAAUGUGCAUCAACUAUUAAAGCCUUUUAGUAGGCUCCUCCUCCUAGAAAUUACGAGGCCUAUGGAAUAUAUAGGCAUGAUCUUUGGCACCUUGCCGGGGUGGUGGUUUGGCCGUUCAGAUGGUCGGCAAAACAGCCCCUGUAUGAAUAUUUCCGAGUGGCAGGUAGUACUGGAACAAACGGGAUUUUCGGGGGUCGAAGUCUAUAUUCCCGACUAUGACGAUAGAGAUUGCUCACAGUACAGUGUUAUACUGUCUCGAAAAGUGGCAACAAGGUCUUCUAAUCUUGAUAAGGCGGCUGAAAUCGUGAUCAGUACGGAUGCUUCUGCGGUCAUUACUGAGUUAAGCCAAUCGGUGACCAACGCUCUCGGCAAUAAGAACUGUUACACUACUACUCUCGCCGACUGUCAACCUGACGGGAAAAUCUGUAUAGUUCUGGAAGAGCUGACACGCCCCGUGCUCCUCUCCUGCACGGAAAGUGAGUUUCAGCAGAUCCAGAGAAUGCUGAGGACGGCAUCUGGAAUUAUUUGGCUCACCCGUGGGAGCUCUAACGCCUGUGAAGUGCCUGACAGAGCACUCAUCACUGGCUUGGCUAGGGCUGCCAGGUCCGAGAACAACAGCUUGAGGUUCAUUACUCUAGACACAGACCUGACCAGGCCUUUAUGCCGCAAAACCACAAAAUCUAUCGUUGAAUUCUGCAAGGAUAUUUCUCAAGGUAUUGGCCACGAGGAUUCAGAGGGCCGCAAGGAUUCAGAAUAUCUUAAAAAACAGGGCAGCUUAUACAUCCCUCGCCUCGUUGAGGAUGAGAGCACGUCUAAAUAUAUAACAGGAAUAGGACAAGUGUCUACUCAGGACUUAAAAGUCACUCGUGCCACACGGCCUCUGAAGCUCGAUAUUACCGUACCCGGGAGACUUGAUACCCUACAGUGGACGGAGUGUGAAAGCCCGGUGUCUCAUCCAGAGCUAGACGAAAUACUAGUUGAUGUCAAGGCUCUCGGCUUGAACUUCCGCGACCUCAUAAUCGCACUUGGCCAAUUUAGCGAUGCGUCUGAGAUGACGGGGGAAUGCAGCGGUGUGGUAAAAGCCGUCGGCACUAAUAUUCGACAUGUCUUCAAAGCUGUUGGAGUCAACCGAAUAGACAACACCAUCUCAUUCGAAAAAGCUGCAUCAAUCCCAGUUGCAUAUACCACCGCGUAUUAUGCUGUGGUUGAACUCGCUCACCUACAGAGAGGCGAGACCAUUCUUAUCCAUAGUGGUGCCAGCGCAGUUGGGCAAGUAGCCAUAAUACUCGCACAGGACAUCGGUGCGGAGAUAUUUGUCACAGUCGGAAAUAACCUGAAGAGAGAAUUCUUGCAGACACAGUACAAGAUUAGCAAUGAUCACAUCUUCUCGAAUCGUUCAACUGCGUUCGUCAGGGAGAUUCGAAGAAUAACUGUUGACCGCGGCGUAAAUGUCUUGGUCAAUUCCAUCGCAGGGGAGAUUGGACGCGAGUCAUGCAGUUGUCUGGCACUCUUUGGUCGGUUUGUCGAGCUCGGUGUUUACGACAUCCUUCAAAAUUCUAGGCUAGACAUGCGAUUCAUGCAGCGAAAUGUUGUGCCGAAACCUGCAGCAGGUAUUCAGUUCCGGGAAGAUGCCUCUUACUUAAUAGCCAGGGGCCUUGGUGGCCUUGGACACGCCAUAAUAGAAUGGAUGGGGAGACUAGAGGCGAAAAACAUUAUUGCCUUAUCUCGAUUUCCGCUCCAAGACUCUGAGCUUAAAUCGUGGGUAUCGUCGAUUAAGAGAAUGGGAGUUAACCUGGCAGUAUACACCUGUGAUAUUACAAUUCAGGCUGAGCUGGAAAAAGCUCUUCAGCAGGCACAGGUGGAGAUGCCGCCUAUUCGUGGAGUUAUUCAGGCUGCUAUGGUGCUCAAGGAUUCCGUAAUUAACAACAUGACUUACUCGGACUUUUCUGCUGCUGUGCGACCCAAAGUCGUAGGCUCGCUAAACCUACAUAAUGCUUUUUUAACGCAGCAUCUGGAUUUCUUCAUUCUCCUCUCUUCUGCAGCAGGGAUUGUCGGUAACUCCGGUCAAGCCAACUAUGCUGCCGGAUGCACAUUCCAGGAUGCCCUCGCACGGUAUCGGGUUCGUCUAGGACUGCCUGCACAUUCUAUUGAUCUUGGGAUGAUCCAGUCCGCUGGGUACGUAGCAGAGAACCCCGAAGCGGUUCAAUUUCUUAGAGAACAAGGGUAUGCAGAGGUCGAACUGGACCAAUUCCUAAGACUACUUAGUAAGGUUAUACAGAGCCCAUUAAGGAUAGUGGAGCAGGCACACACCAUAGUUGGGCUACAAUAUGACCAAUCUUCCUCUAAGGGCAUAGUGCCGCAGCAUUUGCUUGACCCAAAGUUUAAGCAUCUUCUAUCCUCCGAUCACGAAAGCAACAAGCCCGCUACGACAAACAGCAACCUAAAUGUCAGGACAGCGCUCCGGGAUGCAAAGACAAAACAAGACGCGGUUAAGAUCAUCACAGAUGCUCUAGUGUUACGUUUACAGCAACUCCUCUCUAUGGGGUCGAAGGAUAUUUCCCAGUCACAGUCAAUUACCGAAUUAGGGGCUGAUUCUUUGGUGGCAGUUGAGCUGCGAAACUGGAUCAGCAGGGAGAUGGAUGCAGAGGUACAAACGCUAGAGGUAUUACAACAUAUACCGAUAACACGUUUCGCAACUAUCUUGGCCAGCAGAAGUACGCUGGUCAGUGGUUGCAGUUAA